AAAUUUGUUCGGCUCUGACGCUUUUUGCAAUAUCAGUAUCAGACCUAAGACACAGCGUCUGAAUAAGAAUGGAUACAACUUCGGCCCCUCUGUUAUUUUUGACCUCAACUGUUUCAUUUGAAGACAUAAAGGAUGGAAACGAAACCACCACUAACGUUUUCGCACAGCCAGGCUGGCAAGUAGCUCUCUGGGCGAUUGCAUACGCAUUGAUUGUAACCGUGUCCGUGAUUGGAAAUGUAACUGUCAUUUGGAUCAUUCUCGCACAUCAGAGAAUGAGGACAGUAACCAAUUACUUCAUUGUGAAUCUAGCGUUUUCCGACGUGUCAAUGGCAGCUUUCAAUACCGUUUUCAACUUCGUCUACGCCUUGCACAAUGACUGGUACUUUGGAUUAGGAUACUGUAGGUUCCAAAAUUUCUUUCCCAUCACGGCUAUGUUCUCAAGCAUAUACUCCAUGACAGCAAUUGCUGUUGAUAGGUACAUGGCCAUAAUCCACCCAUUAAAGCCCAGGCUCUCCUCAACCUCCACAAACGUAGUCAUCGGAUUGAUCUGGGCUGUAGCUUUCUCCCUGGCUUUCCCACAGUGUUUCUACGCCAAAACCAUCUUUUACUCCCCCCGCACUGUUUGCUUGGUGGACUGGCCUGAAGACAUUGGGGGAAAGCAUCAGCUUGCGUACCAGAUUGCAUUGAUCAUCCUGAUCUACCUGCUCCCUCUGCUGGUGAUGCUCGUGACCUACAGCCUUGUGGGCCGGACAUUGUGGGGCAGUGAGAUUCCUGGGGAAGCCUCAGAACACUAUCAGAACCAGAUACAGGCCAAACGGAAGGUGGUGAAGAUGAUGAUUGUGGUUGUUGUGACCUUUGCCCUCUGUUGGCUGCCCUUCCAUAUGUACUUCAUUCUGGGCAGCUUCAAUAAGGAUAUCUAUAAUCAGAAGUACAUCCAACAGGUCUACCUGGCCAUAUUCUGGCUGGCCAUGAGCUCCACCAUGUACAACCCCCUCAUCUACUACUGCCUCAACCAAAGAUUCCGUGCAGGUUUUCACCGUGCCUUCCGCUGGUGUCCUUUCAUCACUGUAUCAGAAGAGGACAAGAUGGAGCUGCAGCACAGAAGGACCUUCAUGAUGACACGUAGUUUCCGUAUGGAGUCUACCACCACCACAAUGUAUCGUGACUCCGCCGAACACACCACUACCAAGCUUAUCAAAGCCUGA
Megalops cyprinoides (Indo-Pacific tarpon) is the source of this 1205-nucleotide messenger RNA. RefSeq names its product neuromedin-K receptor-like. Gene Ontology annotation, biological process: positive regulation of flagellated sperm motility; G protein-coupled receptor signaling pathway. NCBI's taxonomy places the organism in Eukaryota, Metazoa, Chordata, Actinopteri, Elopiformes, Megalopidae. Gene Ontology annotation, molecular function: substance K receptor activity. Gene Ontology annotation, cellular component: plasma membrane; sperm midpiece. The transcript has 5 exons. Bases 69 to 1205 code for a protein of 378 amino acids. The record is from RefSeq and is a predicted model, not a curated record.